This is a messenger RNA of Phytomonas sp. EM1, 1257 nucleotides long. The record is from the annotation of a GenBank genome assembly. NCBI's taxonomy places the organism in Eukaryota, Euglenozoa, Kinetoplastea, Trypanosomatida, Trypanosomatidae.
AUGCCAGGAGGUAGGAGACUUUAUAGCUCGUCUAACUUGUAUGUAUCACCGUUGAGUACCUCAGUCGGUGGUAUGGUGCGGCGUGCAAUGGUUUCCCCUCUAACCUCAAGCAGUUCACUUAAGCGUCAUUUAGGAUCCACCUCGCCUGUAACUUCACCUCACACUCCAGAGGAGUCUAUUAGGGAAGGGAAAAUUACCGAAAAAGAAGCUCUCAUCCUAGGGUAUCCGUACAAACUGGUGGAUACGGUGGACGCGUUAAAGGAAACCGCACUUUGUCUUAAUAAAAGUCGCUUAAUUGCGCUCGAUAUCGAGGCUUUCUGCACUGAAAGUGAUAGGAAGCAUCUUGGUCAGAUUUCUCUCAUUCAGGCCUGUACGGAUGUCUAUCCGGUUGUCUUUUUGAUCGAUGUUCUGGUGCUAUCCAUCGCGUUGACGAAGCAAUACCUCGCCCCGGUGCUGGAAAAUGCGGCGAUCACGAAGCUUUUUUUUGACUGCCGUCGGGAUAUCGAGGCGCUGAGUGUGCAGAUGGGGUUAACCCCUAAUACCGCGUUAGAUCUGCAGCUCCAGUUCACUGCCUUGCAGUGGCGGCUGCGUAGUGUAAACAGACGAUCCGGGAUGGCGUAUGUGCUAAAAGACGUCGCCGGGAUCACCCGUCCGGCCGGGCAUGCCGCCGUUCACACCGCGAUGACACUCGGGCAUCGCCCGGUGUGGGAUGUUCGCCCGCUUCCCGCGCAUUUUCUCGAUUACGCGGCGGAUGACGUCCGUCAAAUUCUCCUCCUCGCGCCGAUCCUCGAACGCCGCUGCAACGGGGUCGUUUCGAUGGCAGCGGUGCACCGCCUAACGGCGCGCUACGCCGCGCACUACGGCGUCGGGAGGCUCGUCGAGGAGGAGGCCGACGAAAAGUCGGCGGAAGUGAAUCAAACCUGGCUGGAGCGCGAUAUCGGGUCCGGCGGGAAAUGCGCGUUUUGCCACGCCAAAGGCCACACUGAGGCGGAAUGCUUUAAGAAGACGAACCGCACGACGCGAUGCACCUUUUGUGGGGAUCUUGGCCACACCUCGCGGAAUUGCUACCAAAAACACCCGCAGCUCCUGAAGUGUGAUUUGUGCGGGCAGGUCGGGCACCCCGCGUCGUCGUGCUAUAAGAAGAACCCCUGCAUUCAUUGCGGUGGAUUCCACAACAGCGCGAACUGCCAUCGUCAUCUACAGAAGGGGUCGUAUCCCGGUGAUUCCGCUUCGAAGAGAGCGGUAUAUGGGAAAUAA